AUGUCGUAUGAUUCAUGUGAAUAUUCUGAAAUAGAUCUGAACAAUAAGGAGAAUAGAAAAUAUAAAGAAGAAAACCUAUACAGAGCUCGCUGCCAGGUUAAAGGAGAACUCAUCAUAGCAAUAUUUAACCCUCAUUGA
Racocetra fulgida is the source of this 138-nucleotide messenger RNA. The record is from the annotation of a GenBank genome assembly. NCBI's taxonomy places the organism in Eukaryota, Fungi, Glomeromycota, Glomeromycetes, Diversisporales, Gigasporaceae.